AUGAUAAUCAAUAAUGUACAUUAUCGGGAGGAUGUGAAAUACGCUCUUCAGCAGAGUCGCAUCGUACUUCGCACACUCGGUAUCUGGCCGUUGACCGAUAGACGGCCAAAUACGAUCGAAAAGAUAUCAAAUAUUCUCCUCGUGUUCAUCUGCUACUUUUUCCUUCAUUGCGACAUGGUGCCGGGUGUGCUUUACUACGCGUUCUCUGACGACGAGCCGAUAGUAAAGGUGAAGAUGAUGUCACCUAUUCUGUACUCGAUCAUGGCGAUCGCCAAGUACAGUAACUUACUAACAUUCGGUGGUGAGAUCAGACGUUGUUUGCGGUACAUCAAGGAGGACUGGCGAACGAUGCUAAUCGGGGACGCGCGAGACCUGAUGAUGAUCAAAGCGAGUACCAGCAGACGGCUCUUCACCAUAUGUUGCACGUUCAUGUAUUGCGGUGGAGUCUCCUACAAUACGAUAGUGCCAUUGACGACAGGGACGAUCGUUGACGAUCAGAACGUUACAAUCAGAUGGCUAUCCUGUCCUGGUUAUUACGUUUUCUUCGACCCGCAGAACAGCCCGGCCUAUGAAAUCGUGUUUCUUCUGCAAUGUCUUUGCGGCCUCGUCAUGUACACGAUUACGGUGACGAUUUGCGGCUUAGCCGCGCUCUUCGUGUUGCACGCGUGUGCUCAGAUGGAGAUCUUGAUGCGAUUGAUGAGAGAUCUUGUUGACAAGAGCAACUCUGGGCAGAAGGACGUCGCUGCAAAACUGGCUACUAUAAUUGAACAGCAGAUAAGGAUACGAAAGUAA
Dinoponera quadriceps is the source of this 792-nucleotide messenger RNA. RefSeq lists its product as uncharacterized. Gene Ontology annotation, molecular function: odorant binding; olfactory receptor activity. Gene Ontology annotation, cellular component: plasma membrane. The record is from RefSeq and is a predicted model, not a curated record. Gene Ontology annotation, biological process: detection of chemical stimulus involved in sensory perception of smell; sensory perception of smell. The coding region runs from base 1 to 792 and encodes 263 amino acids. The transcript has a single exon. Lineage: Eukaryota; Metazoa; Arthropoda; Insecta; Hymenoptera; Formicidae.